Diceros bicornis minor is the source of this 4144-nucleotide messenger RNA. RefSeq names its product endothelin receptor type A (gene EDNRA). Gene Ontology annotation, biological process: enteric nervous system development; G protein-coupled receptor signaling pathway; regulation of blood pressure. Gene Ontology annotation, molecular function: endothelin receptor activity. The transcript is spliced from 8 exons. Gene Ontology annotation, cellular component: membrane. Lineage: Eukaryota; Metazoa; Chordata; Mammalia; Perissodactyla; Rhinocerotidae. The record is from RefSeq and is a predicted model, not a curated record. Bases 480 to 1763 code for a protein of 427 amino acids.
GCCUCCUAGGAGGGCUGGAAGGUUAGCACGUUUUUGCUGUCCUAGAGUGGAGUAGAAGGUCUGGGAGCUUUGGGAGGAGAAGGGGAGGACAGACGGGAGGCGUGUUCCUCUGGAGUUUUCUUUUUCUUGAGAGCUCUCGCGCGCGCGCGCGUACAGUCAUCUCUGGUCUGGCGAUUGUGGACAGAAGGUGGAGAGGCUCCAUCCCACCCGGGGGCCGGAGGCUGGAGGCUCGGGGAGACCUCCCAGGAGAAGCCGUGCCCAGGAAGUCUUCCCAAGCGGAGGCAGCUGUGCGGCCGGGGCCGCCGCCUAGCCGGAGCCGGGACCCACGCCACCGCCCUCGCUGGCUCCGCUUCCUCUCGUCCAGGCGCCGCGCGCGCACCGAGCAGCUGUCUGCGCCCGCCGAGCUCCACGGUGAAAAAAAAAAAAGUGAGGGUGUAAAAGCAACACAAUAAGAGACAUUUCCUCGAAUUUGCAUCAAGAUGGAAACCUUUUGCCUCAGGGUGUCCUUUUGGUUGGCGCUAGUUGGAUGUGUGAUCAGUGAUAAUCCUGAGAGCUACAGCACGAAUCUGAGCACUCCUGGGGACGAUUUCACCACUUUCAGUGGUACAGAGCUCAGCUUCCUGGUUACCACUCAUCGACCCACUAAUUUGGCUCUCCCCAGCAAUGGUUCAAUGCACAACUAUUGCCCGCAGCAGACUAAGAUUACUUCAGCUUUCAAAUACAUUAACACUGUGAUAUCUUGUACUAUUUUCAUCGUGGGAAUGGUGGGGAAUGCAACCCUGCUCAGGAUCAUUUACCAGAACAAGUGUAUGAGGAAUGGCCCCAACGCGCUGAUAGCCAGCCUUGCCCUUGGAGACCUUAUCUAUGUGGUCAUUGAUCUCCCUAUCAAUGUAUUUAAGCUGCUGGCUGGGCGCUGGCCUUUUGAUCACAAUGACUUCGGCGUCUUUCUUUGCAAGCUGUUCCCCUUUUUGCAGAAGUCCUCGGUGGGGAUCACCGUCCUCAAUCUCUGUGCUCUCAGCGUUGACAGGUACAGAGCAGUUGCCUCCUGGAGUCGUGUUCAGGGAAUUGGGAUUCCCUUGAUCACUGCCAUUGAGAUUGUCUCCAUCUGGAUCCUUUCUUUCAUCCUGGCCAUCCCUGAAGCAAUCGGCUUCGUCAUGGUGCCCUUUGAAUACAAGGGUGAACAGCACAAAACCUGUAUGCUCAAUGCCACAUCAGAUUUCAUGGAAUUCUACCAAAAUGUAAAGGACUGGUGGCUCUUCGGGUUCUAUUUCUGCAUGCCCUUGGUGUGCACCGCCAUCUUCUACACCCUCAUGACUUGUGAGAUGUUAAACAGAAGGAAUGGCAGCUUGAGAAUUGCCCUCAGUGAACAUCUUAAACAGCGUCGAGAAGUGGCAAAAACAGUUUUCUGCUUGGUUGUAAUUUUUGCUCUUUGCUGGUUCCCUCUUCAUUUAAGCCGUAUUUUGAAGAAAACCGUGUAUAAUGAGAUGGACAAGAACCGAUGUGAAUUACUUAGUUUCUUGCUGCUCAUGGAUUACAUUGGUAUUAACUUGGCAACCAUGAAUUCAUGUAUAAACCCAAUAGCCCUAUAUUUUGUGAGCAAGAAAUUUAAAAAUUGUUUCCAGUCUUGCCUCUGCUGCUGCUGUUACCAGUCCAAAAGUCUGAUGACCUCGGUCCCCAUGAAUGGAACAAGCAUCCAGUGGAAGAACCAUGAACAAAACAACCACAACACAGACAGGAGCAGCCAUAAGGACAGUAUAAACUAAACAUCUUAAGAAACAUUAAUCAAUAUUCCUUCAAAUCCUAUUGGAAAAGAAAAUCACACAGCAACUGUGUCUCCAGAAAUCUCUUCUCCAAUCCUUCUCCCGUGACUCAGUCCCACCCCCUGAAAAAUGCUUUCCAAAACAUUGGAGGGUGGACUGGUUUAUACCCACAAAUUCAAUGAAUAUUACUUCUUUAAUUUAUCUAAUUUACAUAUUCUUCAUGUUAUAUUCAGCACUAAAAAAUAGUGGGAGUUGGCAAGGGGAAAAGAGACUGUUCAAUUAAACCAGGAGAAUAUUUACUAUUUUUGCAUGAAAAUAGAGUUUUUGAGGACAUGACUAGCUUUCAUGGCAGUUCUGUCGAGUGUUCACUGAGAACUGGUCACCAUGAGAGUUUAGAGAUUUAUGACAAGGUUUUCUAUUUUUUUAAGUGAUUUUUUUUUUUUUUUGGCCAAACCCAGUAUGAGUUUGUCACCUUUAUUUGAAAUGUCAUUUGGUGCCAGUAUUUUUUAACUACAUAGUGGCCUAAAAAUGAUUAUUUGGGCUUAUUUAUACAUAUUUUGCAAAAGAAAAAAAAAAGAAGUAAAACAGAAUUCAGGUAAGCAAUUAGGUUAAUGUUUCUCAUGUCACUGUUUUAUUUUUAAAACAUGAAUUCUCAAGCUACAACACAUACAAGCACUUAAAGCAGAGACUGAUACUCACAGAUGGCAGUUUAAUAGCUGCUAUUCAAAGAAUUUUUAAGAAACUAUAUUUUCUUUUUUAAUGGUGUUUCAUCACAGGAGAUCUUCAGCAUAUUUUUAUGUUAAAUUUAAAAAUAAUGCUUGAGUCAAAUAGUUCUAUUUUUCAUGAGCCCAAUCUUUUUUUAAUGUAAGUAUCUUAUGUAAAAUCAGUAUCAUGUACCAAAAUUUAAAUGUAUGUGUCAUUCAACAAUGCCCAAGACUGUCAGUGCAAAUGCAUAGAAGGCUGAAACACAUCUAGGAGAAAAGGAUUGAAUAUUUUUAAAAGAAUUGGAAAUUUUCGUUGAGUUUUUUUUUUAAUAGUAGCAUGUAUAUGUGUGUAUAUGUAUAUAUAUGUACAUAUGCAUAUAUGGGUAUAUAUGUACACAUAUAUAUACAUUAUACAUAUCACCUAUAGUCUCUUGAUUUCUCUUAAAAUGUUAACUGGCAGUAAGAUUUUUUUGGUCAUUCUCUUUUCCAUAUGGGAAACAUAAUUUCAAAGUGGCCAGCUGAGUUUGUCAUGUCAGUGAAAUAUAAUUACCCCCAAAUGCCACCAUGAACUUAUGGUUCUUCACUUCUCUGGGUUUCCAGUAUGAACCUAAACACCUCCCCCACCCCACUCCUCACAUGGUCACCAUUUCAAAGGGCCCAAAGUGACUUUUGCUGGGCAUUUUCCAAGAUGUUUACAGACUGUGAGUAUAGCAUAAAAUCUUUUACUGUGUGUAUAUAAAUAUAUAUAAACAACUGUACAUUUCUUUUAGCCAAUUUUUCUGUGAUUGUCUCUGUGGAAUGUAUUUGUGUGUGUGACAUAUGCACAUGUGUGAUGGUGUGGAUGGACUUUAUGUCAUCUAAUAAUAAUGCCCUGUAGUUGCGCCAAAGCACACACUCUGAGUGGAAUCUAGGUGGUUGUUCAUCACGACAACUGGCCUCAGUCAGUUUUAAUCUGUCUGUGUUCAUAAAUCUUGUGACCAUGUUACUAUUACAAAUGGAAUAUGGCAGGCAGCACGCAAGGGGACGAGCCAUGGAUUAACAAUAGAGAUUUGUUUGGUUGGUUGGUUUGAUGAGGCAGUAAUUUGCGCUUUUAUUUUUUCCUGUACUGGAGCAAAAGUCCUUAAAGUAUUAUAUUGCCCCAGUCCUCAACUCAACAUGGUGAUGAGAUUGACAGGUGGUCUGAUGUUUCUAUCAGACUUCAUCAGACAGAUUGCUGAUGAUAAAUUAGCUAAGCUGAUUUGUUGGACUGUAUUUUAGCACAGUCACAUAUAAAAUAAUAUCAGGUUCCACUUGAUCCAAUUGCAGGGCUCCUUUCUGUGUCAGCAGUCAAAUUCCAUUAGUCCACUGGUACAUUACAUGCAGUGAUAUAUACCUGUAAUAUAAGCCAUAAGUCCACACCAUUUUGUUUUAGACAGUUGUCUUUUUUUUAAGAUGCUUUGUCUCUUGCAUAUGGAAAAUGCAUUUUAUAAAUUCAAAAAGUCAUAGAUUUCUGAAUAACCACACAGGCUUCGAUGUACAUUUUGUUAUGGACCAGUAAGUAACUGUGGUUUACUAGUAGGAAUAUUUUCAGUUUCUACCUUUAUCACGUAUUUCCAAGUAAAUCUGUAGAAAUGAGCCAGAAGCCAAGGCCCUGCAUUGGUAGUGGCCCAUAAGUAUAAAAUAAAAGUUUACAGAAGCCUU